AUGGCGAUUUCUGCAUUAGUCUCAGUCUCUCCUUUCACUCUCGCUUCCUCAUCCAGCAAAACCCUUCUCCUAACUUCAAUACCCAGUCGGGUUUUUUCAUCUUCGAUUUCUCCAAAAUUGAAGCAAAAUCGUUUUACAGAGAGUCAAAGUUCCAGUCUUCUCCACCCAUUACCCCGUAAUUCCACCAGACUCUGUUCUUCUCCAGAUGGGUUUCUCAGAAAAACCGAAGAAGGAGAAGAAGAAAUCGUCCGGCUAAUUCCGUCUAUCGGCGUAAACCCAUUGAAAUUCGCGAUAUGCGUUGUGUUCUGGGCUUCUUGCUCUUUGCUUUGGUUUGCUAGGUCCGGCGAUGCGAAAGCGGCGGCCGAUUCCAUCAAAUCAUCGAGCGUUGGUCUCAGAAUCGCCGCCACUCUCCGCCGCUUCGGUUGGCCAGACGAAGCUGUGGUGUUUGCUUUAGCCACACUUCCGGUUAUUGAGCUCCGUGGUGCUAUUCCCGUCGGUUAUUGGAUGCAGCUUAAACCCACGGUUCUCACAUUCUUCUCUGUUCUUGGCAAUAUGGUUCCGGUUCCAUUCAUCAUACUUUACCUCGAAAAGUUUGCAUCUUUCGUGGCGGGGAAGAGCCAAACGGCAUCUAAACUACUCGAGAUCUUAUUCAAAAGAGCGAAAGAGAAGGCUGGACCAGUGGAAGAGUUCCAGUGGCUAGGGCUGAUGCUCUUUGUAGCUGUUCCCUUCCCUGGAACCGGUGCUUGGACAGGAGCUAUAAUAGCAUCGAUCCUCGACAUGCCGUUUUGGUCUGCUGUUUCCUCUAAUUUCUGCGGCGUGGUGUUGGCUGGACUUUUGGUGAACUUGCUGGUGAAUCUUGGUUUGAAACAAGCCAUUGCGGCUGGUGUUGCUCUCUUCUUUGUGUCUACAGUUAUGUGGAGUGUUCUUAGAAACAUUAAAAAAUCUAUAAGACCAUCUUUGCCUUGA
This is a messenger RNA of Microthlaspi erraticum, 966 nucleotides long. The record is from the annotation of a GenBank genome assembly. NCBI's taxonomy places the organism in Eukaryota, Viridiplantae, Streptophyta, Magnoliopsida, Brassicales, Brassicaceae.